UCCAUGAAUGGAUCACUGUUUUGUAGUGGUAAAAGCACGUCGGGUCAAACAAGUUAAAAAGAACGCCAUUUUACGUGAAAGCAACUAACUAGUAGUUUUGCGAUAGUCGUAAACUAAUGUAAAAGAUAAUUGGGGAAUGUAACGAAUGGCUUUUCCGGAAAUAACUAUUGUUUUUGUGCUCCUAGUAAAAUACAAGAUUAAAAAAGGAAUAUUUUAUUACAGAUUUUAUUUAUGUUGACUUAAAGCAAUAUACGAAUAAGGACAAAGGAUCGAUAUUCAAUUUGUUUCGCAGAAGUCAUUAAUUAUAUGUCACUUUUAUUUUAGAGAAGCGGACAAUUAUUAGUCUUUGUUGUAAAAUUAGACACCGGGGCUCUAAUAUAGUUUAAUGAUAACUAAUUUGAAAGUAGUAAACUUAUUGCAAGUGCUCGUUGAAAUAAUCAAUCAAGACAGUUUCAAAGUGAGGUUAUUUUAAGUGCGGGUGAGAUUUUGAAUUGGAUUUUUUUUAAUGUUUGCAAAUGACUAUCGAGAUAUAUUGUAAUUUAAAAAAAUGUCAUUUAAAAAAGUGCUAAAUGGUUUUGACUGUGGAUUAGUGAAUGUGUAGUAUAUGCUUCGUAUCGUACUAGAAACAAUUAUCCGUGGCCAUGUAAAAUUGGUAAUAGAGUUGUAUUUCUGUAUCGUUACUGAUCAUAUCAAAUUAGUAUGCUUGUAUGAGUUUAUUACUGAGAUCUUGUUAAAUUAAUCUAGUUGUAACAGUAAAUUAGCAAUGAUCAUCUUUAAUGAAAUAGCUAUCUAAGUUAAUAUUAAGAAUGUUAGGAUGACCGUGCUUCGAAGCGCUAAUUAUGGUCAAUGGCACGUCACCUAGUGAAAUUAUUGAUGGAAUUUCGAACAAUGAUUGGGACACGAACGACUCAUACUAUACUCAAGACAACGACGAUCUGUUUGCACUAUCUUUCAAUGAAUUUAUGAAUGGUGACUUUUUGGCAAAUGUAACCACGGGUUUAGCUCUGGUACCAAAUUCAACAAAUUUCAACCAAAGGGAAUAUAUGUCGUUGUACCUUGGACCUAAAAGGAAUAGGUUCCCAAUUGUUAUUGGUCUUACAGCUAUCUAUACAACUAUAUUUUUCACAGGGAUUAUGGGGAACCUGUUUACUUUUGUAGUUAUUUUGAAAAACUUUUACAUGCGAACUGUGACAAAUUACUAUCUUGCGUCUCUAGCAUUGUCCGAUCUUCUGGCACUUGCAUUUGCAUUACCACCAGAAGUAUACAACAUUUGGGAAGCGUAUCCAUGGAGAUUCGGGGAACCAUUUUGUAUUUUCAAGUCAUUCCUUUUAGAAUCAACAUCAUAUGCCUCAGUAUUGACAAUAACUGGAUUUACAAUAGAACGAUAUAUAGCAAUUUGUCAUCCAAUCAUAGGACAGAGAGUUUCAAGACAGUCUCGUGCAAUAAAAUGCAUAGUCAUCAUAUGGAUCAUAUCCGGAUUAGUGGCCUUACCAUACCCGAUUCAUACUCGAACUUUCUACUAUUUAAAAGAUCCUCGGAAUAAUCGUCCACUUCCGGAUACACUUGUUUGCAAUAUUCCUAUAAAAUGGCACGAAAGGAUGAUUGUCAUGUUCCAAGUUUCGACUUUUGCAUUUUUCUUUCUUCCAAUGACAGUUAUAACAGUAAUGUACAUUUUGAUUGGACUUCGACUGCGUAAAACUGAAAUAGGAUCGACAAAAGGACCUAUAAAUGCUGGCACAAAGAAUACAGCUACACGAGCGCGUAAAGCUGUUUUGAAAAUGCUAGUUGCAGUAGUUGCCGCUUUCUUUCUUUGUUGGGCACCAUUCCAUGCUCAGCGACUUAUGACGUUAUAUACUAAACAUUGGACCCCUGAAACAAUGGAGUUUCACAGUCAUCUAUUUUACAUAUCAGGAGUUUUAUAUUUUGUUAGCUCAACAGUAAAUCCAAUAUUAUACAACCUGUUAUCACGAAAGUUCAGAUAUGCUUUCAAAAGAACGUUUUGUAGAUGCUGUAUAGAUCUUGAUAAGUUUCCUACAUUUUAUAAACUAAAAGCUAUAUUUAAAAGUAAAAACGAUCCAGCUACCAGUACGCCUAGUGGGAUGAGAUAUAUGUUUCCACAGAAACAAGUUAGAAUGAAUACCGUGUACGGACCUAAAAACCGUACAGCAUCUCAACAAAGACUUCUUCCAAACAUUCAGCCAUCAACCAAAGAUUCACUAUUGAAGGCAUCGAAUGGAUCGUCUUCCGAAAGUGGUUCUCAUGCGCACUCUGAUGGACGUUUGCAUUAUUUGUGUCGUCAUAAAAGUUGCUCAAGUAACAGAACAAGACCAAGUAUCGAAAGUCAAAUGUUUUGUAAACAUUUUAAUAACGCAUCUUGUCAAGAUAUGGAAACGCUUAGGAAAUCUAAUAACGCUAACAAAAGCCCACUUGCAACAUUUGAUUCUGUUUGUGUUGCAGAAAAUGUCAGCUUGAAGGGCAAAUAUUUUGUGUGUGAAAACUAUUAAAUUAUAUUAUUGAAAACGAAUAUUGGCUACACUUAAGUGUCGAAUUUUACGACCGCCGUUUAAACUAUUGAAUAUGUGAUCAUGAAGAAAAGGGAACCUGUUGAUCUAGUUUCCUCAACGAUGAAUAAAAUAUACAAAUAUCUGUAUUAUCUUUAGAAUGUUAAAAGUAGCAAAUUAUUUAACAAAAUAUAUGACUCAUUCUUUAUAUAUAACCACGAUAUUAGAUUUCAGUCAGAACUUAAGGAAUACAAUCCAAAUGCAGCAUUUUUCGACACACAAAACAAAUUAAUCAUUAUUCAAAUACCUCUUUAUUGACUUC
Mytilus trossulus (common blue mussel) is the source of this 2823-nucleotide messenger RNA. Its product is annotated as pyrokinin-1 receptor-like. Gene Ontology annotation, cellular component: plasma membrane. Gene Ontology annotation, molecular function: neuromedin U receptor activity. The record is from RefSeq and is a predicted model, not a curated record. The transcript is spliced from 4 exons. Bases 840 to 2504 code for a protein of 554 amino acids. Lineage: Eukaryota; Metazoa; Mollusca; Bivalvia; Mytilida; Mytilidae. Gene Ontology annotation, biological process: neuropeptide signaling pathway.